AUGAAAAGUACGUGCAAAAUACCCAUACAAUAUAUAAGACAAUAUAAAAUACUUCGUAUGUUGUUUAUUAAUUGCACGGCCGGUUAAAAUGAAUGAUUUUAGUUCGGGCCGUAACUAUAGACGCGAUAAUUGGGGCGGGGGGUAUAUUCAUAUACCAUGUUCACAUACCGUAAAAACAAUCUCUUUUCAAAAGAAAUCCGUCGGGCAGAACACGAAUAUAUGAGUAUGCACCCCUCCCCCUUCCCCCAUUAAGCAACCUACAGUAGAACGGCUACGGCAACGGCAAAAAUAUAAUUGCUUAUAAUGUUGUAUUUGCGCCAACGUUUACGUUACUACACUUAAUUUGCCUCUUUACGUUUUCCUGUUUCUCUCAAACAGCCCUUAAGUAAAAAUAGUCCGCGAAUUCAAAUAAAACACCUCAAGUAACAUCGAAAGAAUUAACUGUUGCCGUAGACAUGCACCGUGAAAAUGUGCAAAUCACGUACUAGUUUCAACAACUACGACAUUGCACAACGCUUAAGAUCAUGUAAUUUACAUUCGCCUUUGUCUUUGAGGAUCAAUGCUAUUGUUGAUGACCACGUUGCCGUUGCCAUUGUAUUUGCCAGACUCCCUAAUAUCAUGUCUAGGUACGGCCCUGAUUUUAGUAUAUCUGAUUACAAUUUUUGUCUACUUACCAUCAUGCUUUUUCGUUAUUUCGACAAUAUAUGGGGGUUUAAUAAUUUGACUACAAUCAUGAAAAAGCCUGUCCAAAUUAAGUAGUUAAAAUGUGAUGAACAAAAUUCAGUAUUGGCCACCAAAAAUUCAAAAUCCUAAGUUUUAGAAGUCUCGUCAACUCUCGUCCUUCGUUCGACCGGUUCUUUUUAUACGUCAGUAUAGAGAAUAUAAUCACGUUUUUAUAACGAUAUGCACAAGCUUCCGAGAGUUAUUGUUAAUAUUUCUAUAUCUCUCAUGCAGGAUACAAUGCUCGCUAUAUUCUACGGAACUGGAUGGCAGAAAAGGCUAUAAGAAUGGCGGAAAUAGAUGAUUUUUCAGAGGUUUGAUUCGGCUUCUCUUUUUCCAUGUGUUCAACCAAAUAUAUGUUACAGUUAAUGUAUGGAUAAACUAUAAAUAUGAUUUUGUUUUAGGUUCGAAAUUUGCUUAGAAUUAUUCAAAAUCCGUUUGUUAAGCAGGUAAGAAUAACGCUCGACACAAUAUAGUAUUACUUAUAAUUUGAGAAAUUAUCAAGAAAAAAAUGAGCAAGGUAUUAAAUUAUCCGAUACGAGGUCCACGUCAGUAUCUUGCGAAACCGAAAAAUUCACAAAAACUCUUAGCUCUGACCGAGGCUUACAGUGAAAUAAUCCUAUUUUUUCUGGUCUGCAAAUCUAUAACCGUAACGUAAAUGGACUCUUGUGAUUCGUUGUUGAGAAAUUAUACGUAUUACACACUACGGACCUCUCCCAUUUCGCGCUAAAACAGUUCGAGGAGUGAAGACUCGAGAAAGUAUAAAAACUCCACCCUGUCGGCAGUAAAGAUCGUAAAAUAAACUGAAUUGACUUCAUUAGACUUUGUGUUAUACCCAAAAUGUUACAGUACUUUUAACCGACCAAAACAAUCGCAACCAAAGUUGCGUGGUCUUCCAUGGCUGUCAGAGGCAGGAAAAUGCUAUUCUUGGGUUUCAAUCACGUCUUUCAGCCUGUAGAAUUUAGAAUUGUUGACGUAAAUUGAUUCGUAAGCCAAAGCGAUCUUACCUGCGUAAUUUUGUUCAUUUGCCCCCAAAGUAAUUUAAACUAUACAACUUAUAGUAAAAUUCGAAUUCUUGAACUACUAACCAAGUCGUGUUACACGCGACUCUAUAUUACAUAACGCGCACGAAUUUCGAGAACAUCGAGAAAACAGUCCUAUACAUGUUUUACUUUUUGAAAUGAAACAUGCAACCCAUUCUCGAACAUAAAAAUCUUAAAAGAUACCUCAAACGUUAGUUUAAACAUGGUUUCUGCACAGGUUGAAUUCGGUCAAAUAUUUUUUAUAAAUGUUGUGAUAAUAAAUUUUUUUUAGCAAGUAAAAUUUGUGGCUGCGUGUCACAAUUAGAUAUUUUGUAAAACGAUCAAGAAAAUCAGUUUACCUUCGUUGUUGUCUUGUUGCAUAGUAGACAACCAUCUUUUGGGUCAAACCCAAAUGGUUUUUGACAGAGCUUUGGACUAAAGUAACAAACACAACUGAUCUCAAAUUUACAGGGUGUAUUAAGAAACAAGUCCCACCUUUUAUAGUUAACAAUUUUCCGAACACCACACUGGAAAGAAAUAUUGAAUUUAAACUAUGGAAAUUGCGAUUGCAUCACUAAAUCCAUAGUUUAGCUAAUAUGAAAAUUGCAAUUAGUAUGAAAAUUGGAUUUCCAUACUAUUUUCAACCAAGAUCCAUACGAUUUCCAUAGCAUAUAGGAUUUUAAUUUGAAAAAAUUACAGUGCCACUCCUUAUAGAAUAAAUUUAGUCUUAUUUCAAUGCUUGUUCUUUUUUUUCUUUUGAACAAGGGCUCAUAUAUUUGUGUCUAAAAUACAAGUGAUAACGUGAACAAUGUAACAAUGUGAUUUCAUUGUCACGUGUGCAUAACUUCUUGAAUUUUCUUCUUAAAUUUUAAUACUGUUUUUGCCACACAAAAAAAAAGAAUGAUUUUAAAACAUUUUAAAAGAUAUUCGUUUGUUUUAUUCAUCUCAUACUCCGGAAUCCUCUUCAAAAGCAAUCAUAAAACACUGACGUUACGUCUGUAGUCGGUGCACAGAUGCCAUCGAAACGCACCAUAAUGUGAUGUGAACAGACUUAGCAACUAAUUGCAAGUUUAACCGCUGUUUAACCGCUGUUUAAUGUACGAAAAGUUAGUAAAUUAACUAUUUGUAGUCGCAGAGUACUAUAGUUUCUUAGUUUUGAUGAAAAUUGCCAAAAUGCUUCAAUUUUUGGGUUAUUGUUUUUUUGCAAAAAAAGCUGGUAUUGAUUUGGUAUAUUGCUUCUCAAAUUUUUGAUUCUCCAAUUGAUCAAAUUUCACGCCUGAAAAAAAUACUAUUAUUAUAUAUAUUAUAAUAUUUAUAUUUAUUAUAAUAUUAUUUCUAUACCUUGAAUUGAAAUGCCUAAUAUCUCAAGCAUAACCUAUCGAUGCAAAAUUGGUUUUCUGGAGCCGAUUAGUUACAGUUGGAUUAGCGUUAACCCUCGGUUAGAAUUUAACCUGCUGUUUUAGUUUGCGUAUUUCUGCACGUCUGUUUAUCGCAAAACUUCAUAGAAGGAAACUGCUAUUGAUCCAGACAAGAUUUCUAAAGAAAUAUUUCCAAAUUUAUAAACGAGCUGUUGGGAAGUUUGCUUUGAAUUUUAGGAUAACCUAGGAUUAAGUUAAUCCGGGUUUGAACAACUGCCCUCGAACUGCCCCCUGCGUGGUCAAUAAAUGAAAAGACAUGUCGACAAAGCAACAUGAAAAGAGGGCUGUAUUAGCAUAUAUUGUACAUAACUAGGGAAAGUAGUCUACUGUUAAAACGUCGAAUGAAUAAGCUUUAAAGAGUCCUGGUCACCCACAAUGCAAUGCAUGCGUUUGUUUACCUUUCUGUUAUGUUGUGAGCCAGAGGCAGCCGUUUUUGUGGCCUCGAAAAUGGCGGCAACAAUUUAGAAACGCAACUGCAAAACGUAAACAAAAGCACGCGUUGUAUUGUGGAUGAGACCAGGACUCUUUAAAAUAGUGGCGUAGGCAAGGGAGGGGAGGGGGGCUCUGCCCCACAAGGGCAGAUGGACUACCCUUGUGAAAAGCUGAAAUAAAAGCCGUAGUUUUCCCUAAUCUAGAAUCCUUGUUGAAAGCACAUUUGAAUUUAAAUUUGCGCGCAUAGCAGUAGUCGCGACCGACUUCUACAAAAAGGAAGACAUCGUGCUAUUUUACUGUUGUAUUUGCGUGUACUGUACAACGUUUUACAUAAACAUUUUUCGAUCUAACACCAUUAGGCGACUAAAAAAUGCCUUUUUUGGUUGUUAAUUUUCUUCAAACCUCGUCCUAAAAUACGUGAAAUAGCGUUCUAAUGAAUCUAGAUAUUUAAAAUUUUCCUGAGGGAGCAUGCCCCCGGACCCCCUACAUUCCUCGCGCCUUUGGCGCUGGUAUUCGAUAUACCAUAAAAAUCCCAAAGUUUAGACCCUGGCUACGCCACUGCUUUAAAGACAACGGCGUCAGGAUGACGGCUAAGCAAAUUGUUUGAAAUAAAUGAUUGUAUGGAAAUAUUGUCUUGUAUUUACUUUUGUAUGAAUUUAAUACAGUUUCGAACGCGUAAAACAGAGCUUUAACCUUCAGAGCAAUUUUGAUCAACUCUGUUAGAAAAAUUGCCUGUCACGUCUUGAAAUGCUAGCGUACUUUACAAGACGUGAAAAUAUGCUUUUUUUUAAACAUAUAUUAUUGACUGUUGUAAUGAAUUUCCUUUUGUAGGAAACCGCUGAACUCGCUGGUUAUGCAUCACGUCGUCCGUCGUGGACGUCCAAACUACGUGUAAGCUGCUCGUCUUAA
This is a messenger RNA of Paramuricea clavata, 4501 nucleotides long. NCBI's taxonomy places the organism in Eukaryota, Metazoa, Cnidaria, Anthozoa, Malacalcyonacea, Plexauridae. The record is from the annotation of a GenBank genome assembly.